Messenger RNA from Tarenaya hassleriana, 2863 nucleotides. Its product is annotated as kinesin-like protein KIN-UB. Lineage: Eukaryota; Viridiplantae; Streptophyta; Magnoliopsida; Brassicales; Cleomaceae. The transcript is spliced from 19 exons. Gene Ontology annotation, molecular function: microtubule motor activity; microtubule binding; ATP binding. Gene Ontology annotation, biological process: microtubule-based movement. The coding region runs from base 141 to 2834 and encodes 897 amino acids. The record is from RefSeq and is a predicted model, not a curated record.
AGAAAACGUAAACACAACACACCACCAGUCGUCGUCUUCUCUUCUUCUUCUUCUGGUGUAGUCUUCUCGUUUUCUUUUUGAAAUAUUGUGUUUGCGGAAACCGUCGCUCGACGGAGGAGGGGGAGUAGAAGAGCACGUCCAUGGCGUCUUCGAGAAAUGGUGGGAUUAGAGGGUCCAUGAGGCCGAUCUCGGGAGCUAAUUCUUCGAAUCUCAGAUCCUCGUCUUUUAAAUCGAGGAUUCCUUCCUCGGCUCCGGCUCCCCGUCGGAGCUCGUCCGCUUCCUUGGGAGGACCUAGCGCCGGCGACAAUGGAGUUCCAGGGAGAGUUCGAGUGGCCGUUAGAUUAAGACCUCGAAAUGCAGAAGAGUCGGUAGCAGACGCUGAUUUUGCUGAUUGCGUUGAAUUACAGCCUGAGCUUAAAAGGUUGAAACUAAGGAAAAACAAUUGGGAUUCAGAGACUUACGAGUUCGAUGAGGUGCUCACAGAGGCCGCUUCACAGAAGCGGGUCUAUGAAGUGGUUGCCAAGCCAGUUGUGGAGAGUGCGCUCGAAGGUUAUAAUGGAACUGUGAUGGCCUAUGGCCAAACAGGUACAGGAAAGACUUUUACUCUUGGAAGAUUGGGGGAUGAAGAUACCGCUGCUCGUGGUAUCAUGGUUCGCUCAAUGGAGGAUAUUCUAGCAGGCAUUUCCCUGGAGAGCGAUUCUGUCUCCGUCUCAUAUUUACAGCUUUAUAUGGAGACCAUUCAAGAUCUCUUAGACCCAGCAAAUGAUAACAUUGCCAUUGUCGAGGACCCAAAAACUGGAGAUGUCUCCCUGCCGGGGGCUACCCAUGUGGAGAUCAGAAACCAGCAAAAUUUCCUUGAGCUUCUAAGACUUGGGGAAACACAUCGAAUAGCUGCUAACACAAAAUUGAACACCGAAUCUUCUCGCAGCCAUGCAAUUCUCAUGGUGCAUGUUAAGAGGUCAGUGGUAGAAAAAGACAAUUCUAUUUCUAAUGAAAUGGACAGCUCAUCUCAUUUCGUCAGACCAUCAAAGCCAUUAGUUCGGAGAAGCAAGCUCGUUCUAGUAGAUCUUGCAGGCUCGGAACGUGUUCACAAGUCUGGCAGCGAAGGGCAUAUGCUGGAGGAAGCUAAAUCCAUCAAUCUCUCACUCAGUGCUCUAGGGAAGUGCAUAAAUGCAAUAGCUGAGGAUAGUGCUCAUGUCCCAUUUCGUGACUCAAAACUUACCCGCCUACUGAGAGAUUCAUUUGGUGGCACAGCAAGGACAUCCAUGAUUGUGACAAUUGGCCCCUCUCCACGGCACAGAGGAGAAACGACAAGCACUAUACUAUUUGGUCAAAGGGCUAUGAAGGUAGAAAAUAUGUUGAAGAUAAAAGAAGAAUUCGAUUACAAGAGUUUAUCCAAGAAACUCGAGGUCCAAUUGGAUAAGGUGAUUGCUGAAAAUGAAAGGCAACAGAAAAUGUUUGACGAUGAAGUGGAGAGAGUAACCCUGGAAGCACAAAAUCGAAUAUCUGAAGUUGAAAAGAACUUUGCAGAGGCCUUGGAGAAGGAAAAACUGAAGUGUCAAAUGGAGUAUAUGGAGUCAGUUAAGAAGCUUGAGGAAAAGAUGCUGUCUAACCAGCGAAAGCAAGAGGAUGGUAAACGCAACGGGGAGAUGAAUGGAUUUGUUGCAACUAGUGAACUCACUCAUCUAAAAGAAGUUCUUGAGAAUGAGAUGAAGUUAAGGAAGGCAGCAGAAGAGGAGCUCAACAAAUUUAACAACCAGUUAACACAAAAGACAAGAUCAGGGGAAGGUGGAGAUGCUGAAAUAUCAAGACUGCAAAAACUUCUGGAGGAUGAGGCUGUUCAGAAAAAGAAACUUGAAGAAGAGGUCACUGUAUUACGAAGUCAGCUUGUGCAGCUUACUUUUGAAGCAGACCAGAUGAGAAGGUGUUUAGAGAGAGGUGGACCUACAAAUUCUUAUUCUGGUUCGGAUUUGUUAUCAUCUAGACAGUCCCAGUUCAGAGAAUCUAUGAAUGGGCAGAAGGCUCCAUUUGCUACGCUCUGUGAGCAAGUUGGAUUGCAAAAGAUCUUGCAAUUACUUGAGUCAGAGGAUGCGAACAUAAGAAUUCAUGCUGUGAAAGUUGUGGCAAAUCUAGCAGCUGAAGAGACAAAUCAGGAAAAGAUCGUUGAAGCAGGUGGUCUUACUUCGUUGUUGAUGCUUCUGAGAAGCUAUGAGGAUGAAACUGUUCGAAGAGUAGCUGCUGGAGCAAUUGCUAAUCUUGCGAUGAAUGAAGUGAAUCAACAACUUAUUGUGGACCAAGGAGGAAUCAGCUUGCUAUCUCUGACGGCAGCGGAUGCAGAGGAUCCGCAGACCUUGCGCAUGGUUGCUGGAGCUAUUGCUAAUCUCUGUGGCAAUGAUAAGCUUCAAGCAAGGCUAAGGUCAGAAGGUGGGAUUAAAGCGUUGUUAGGGAUGGUUAGAUGUGGACAUCCAGAUGUUCUUGCGCAGGUGGCAAGAGGAAUUGCAAACUUUGCAAAGUGUGAAUCAAGGGCAACCACUCAAGAAGCAGGUGUGAGAAGCGGGAGAUCGGUGCUAGUGGAGGAUGGGGCACUUCCAUGGAUAGUGCAACAUGCAAAUGAUGAAGCAGCGCCCAUCAGGCGUCAUAUAGAGCUGGCAUUGUGCCAUUUGGCACAGCAUGAAGUGAACGCGAGGGACAUGAUAAGCGGAGGAGCACUGUGGGAGCUGGUGCGGAUAUCGAGGGAGUGCUCAAGAGAAGACAUUAGGAAUCUGGCCCACCGCACUCUCUCCUCCAGCCCCGUCUUCCGUUCCGAGAUUCGCCGCCUCGGCAUCCAGUUUUGACUUCUCUUUUAUUAUCUCAUCCCCACCCA